This is a messenger RNA of Acaulospora colombiana, 2218 nucleotides long. The record is from the annotation of a GenBank genome assembly. Lineage: Eukaryota; Fungi; Glomeromycota; Glomeromycetes; Diversisporales; Acaulosporaceae.
AGAAAAAUCCUCGAAGCAUAAGGGCACACAAGUCAAUAGAGAUAAUGAUGCCUUGGAAAAAAUUAGCGACCUCGGAAGUAGUUGGGAGAUUGAUGACGAAAUUGAUCUCUUCUCGCAACCUCCACGUAAAUCAACCUUUUACCAAUCCUUUCAAGGUCAUACAGACUGGGUCAACGAUAUAAUACUCUGUCAUAACAACGAAACAUUAAUUUCCGCCUCCUCGGAUCGAACAUUAAAGCUUUGGCACCCUCAAAGAUCCAACAGUCCAAGCACCAUCGGUUAUCACACCGAUUACAUCAAAACCUUAUCAUACGCACGUGGUCCGGGCUGGCUGGAGACAUUCUACGCCGGCAGCAAAGAUGGACUUGUUACGAAAACCGAUUAUAGUGGAUGUGCGGAAAUUCGGGAUGGGGAAUGCGCUGCUGUUUGUAAAGAAGAUGCCGGCGUUGUAAAGACGACAAAUACAUAUGGACAGCAACAUUCGAUUCCAGCAUCAAAAGAUGGGUACAUGUCUGUUUCGCUAUGCAUAUCGGAAUCCACCAUCUCGAAAGACGUGUCUUUGCGUCGUGAGUGCCGAGUUCGCACUUCCUCCACCUCUCCUAUCUCGCCUCCACCUUCACCAAUACCUUCAUCUGCUUUGAUAAAGCUCACCUCCACUGGUGUAGCAAUGGAUUCUGAGAUCGCCACCUUACAUUCUGUCAUAAUGGAUGAUAUGGAAAAUUUGGAUAACGAAGAUUCAGUUCCGGUCAGAAGUGUACCAGACUACGUGUUGGAAGGCCAACAUGGAUUGAUAAAACAUUGCAUAUUAAACAAUCGAAGGCAUAUCCUUACCGUUGAUAGUUCGGGAGAGGUCGCUUUGUGGGAUAUAAUUCGGUGUGUACGCAUUGAAACAUAUGGCAAAAGAGAUAUCGAAGAGGUUGCAUCCGAGAUUAAUACCAUUGAAUCGAUUCCGAAUUGGUGCUCAGUAGAUACUCGUAUUGGGGCUUUAACAGUUCACCUCGAUGAAAACCGUUGUUUUGACGCGGAAAUGUAUGCGGAUGAAGAUAAAUCGAUCGACAAUGCGAAUCUACGUGAGGACCAAAGAAUUAACCUUGGCAAAUGGGUAUUACGCAACUUGUUUGCGACCUUUACGAAAGCCGAGAUUCAAGAGUAUGAAGAGUUGCAACACAUCUUGAGGCAGUAUGGCGAACAAAACAAGCCGGAAAGCAGAAUAUCACCCCAGCAUAUUUCAUUUCCACCUGCGACUUUACAUUCAGGACAGUUGAAUAAUACGGACUCUACCUCUAGCUCAAUUUAUCAAAAAACAAUUGAUACACUCACAUCAUCAUCGUCACCACAAUCACCGCUUACCAAGUCUCCAACAACGAUGACUGCUCUUCCCCCUACCACACCUCAGGCCGCUUUUACCACUGGUCCUUUCACUGCACCGGCGACAACAGGAACAUCGCAGGCAGAUUAUUUCUCCGGUUCUCAUCAUAAUUCUCCCACAAGCCCUACUGGAGCUUCUGGUAGUCUUACACCUCCGGGUACUGCAGGCUCAGAAACGUUAGGAGGGACAUUAUCGACGGCCGAAGUAAUAAAACCUCCACCUCCGGCUUUAGUAAAUCAACCCUCCGGUGGGAAUGCUACAUCAAACUCUUUUAUGGGACUUAUCAAAGGCUUUAGUCGUAAAGCAUCUAGAUCAAACACAGAUACAAAACUAGAAGGAAGCACCGAAAGUUAUACCGGAACUAAGUCUGGUGAUUCAAAGUUAACGGUUUCCACUCAGCCUAUUGAGGAAGACACACCUAAUUCCAAUUUGCGAAAGGAUGAUGAUGCAACGGUCAAUUCGGCUGGGGAAUCCACAUCCCAGGUCAACAUCCAAUCACAACAAACAGAUAAUUCAGGUUUUUCAACUCAGCCCAUUCGCCAAUUUCAUCACCUUAUACAACCUCCGUUCUACCCUCACCCAACAAAUGAUACACCUGAAAUUCAAAUACCGCCACAUACAACGGUAAUAAUUUCUGAAGAAACACCUGAGGCUUCAGCAUAUGUUGACCUAUACCGCGGAACAGUCGGAUCAUUGGGUAGAGAUGUGGAGAUCAUCGAUAAAAACGCUCCGAAUUGGCUCAUUGAAUUUUUAAUCAAGAAUAAGGUUUCACAGAAAGAGCAGACCAAGAUAGGCUUCAUCUUGAAACCACAUGACGGUUCCGAUCUUAAUGAUCUUCCAAAUGGGUAA